CAUUGCCACCAAAGCACAACGAUCGUGCGGCCAAAGGCAAUGGCGGUGGCCGAGAUAAUGACGACCCAGCUCCGCGCAUGCGAAGAAAUGUUGCUGAACCUUAAGGAGUACAAGAAGGGUGAGCUUUGUGACCUAUAUCGCAUGGCGAAAGAAGCCAUUCAGUCGCUGAAGGCAGAACAAGAUGCCAUUGAAUCGGCACUUCCGCAACUAGCCGACAACGAGCGCAAAUGCGCAUUGGAAAGACAGACGCAAAUGACGUCUAUGGAGUUAAGUGCAGAAACUGUACAAAUGAAGCUUGAGCAACUCCACGCCCACUCGGGAGAGUUGUGCGCGAUCCUCGAGCCCCAAACAACGCGAUUGCAGCACCUCCAAACAAAAAUUCAGUACUAUGAGUUGCUCUUGGAAGUGGAAACACUCAGUGCCCAAGCCAAGACUUCGGCGAAUUCAAAUGGAGAUAUUGAUGCAUUCGUGGCUCUGGCAGCCCUCAACCAGUCUCUGUCAUCGCAUUUUGGAUUGGACUCGUCGCUACAGCUCAACCUUCGCUCCCUGAUCAAACAGCGAAUGGCGUAUCUGGCGGUGGAAUUUCAAAUUUUUCACACGAACGCCUUCGAUGCCGCGCUACAGGACCUAAACUGGCCGCAGUAUCUUGUCGAGGCGGAUUUUGUGUCCCAGGAAGCUCAGUUGACUGCAUUUCGACGCAAGUUUACUACUCUGGUUCAAGUGCAACUAGCUUUGGCGUCAGUAUCUCCCGAAGGGGUUGAGGCCGAGAUGUCGGAGCUGUGGGUUAUGCAUCGGCUGCUCCAGCCGCUCGUGCGUCGCUUUCAUUUCCAUUUCAACACGGACGUCAAAACAAACGACGUAGCCAAACCCGAAUGGUAUUUGAUGCACGUACUUGAACUGCUUCGAGGACAUGCCGAAUUCCUGCAUGCGGUCGUGCGGCCAGCACUCGCGGAGGGACUGACAUCGUCCCAAAACCCGUCACCAACCAAACCUGACGGCCUCGCGUUGUUCAUCCACGGACUGUUGCAGCCCGUGCGCGCCAAACUGAAGCAGACGAUGCCAAUUUUGUUGCUCAACAAGGCACUGCUAUGCCACACGAUCGAUGAAGUGGUCGAGUUUGAAUGGACUCUUCGGGACGAGUUCAACUACCGACCGCCGCGGGUGCUCAAUCAAAAAUACCGCCAUGUGCUCGACGAAGUGUCGAGCAACCCGAGUGCCUUGGAUCUGUGGCUGCAAAUCGACUUAGAGUACGCGCAGACAGCCAUGCUCACGUAUCUUCGCGAGGACGUGGCUUGGACUUACGUCUCGGACGAUGACAAGGUGACCAAUGCAGCCUACGCCAUCACUGCCACCUUGGACGCCUUGACAAGGCGCUUCCAAUUUCUGACUGACCCGACGCAUCGAUACACUUACGUUGCCCAAGUGGUCAAGCCGUGGUUGUACCAAUGCCAUUUGGCUGUCGAGAGAUAUGGGUGGACGCACCAAAUCUCGCAAACUCUUGUCGUUGGGGCGACGUUGACGAACAAAGUGCCGACUGCGUUGCGCGGGUAUGGUGCCGCCAUCAACACGGCAUGGUUUGUGCAGCAGCUCCUGAAAGAACUCGACGAAACCAAGGUCUUUGUGGAACUUUUGCCCAUUGCCAAGGUCACGCUCCAUCAGCCGUCGUCUGUGCCAUUGAAGCUCAAGCAAAAAGUUGUCGGGUUAUCCAAAACGGUGCUGAACCCGUUGCUCCAAACUCAAGAAGCCAAGAAUGUCACGCAUGCGCUGUUGGGGCAAGGGUCGCUGGUUCUGCCCACGGCAGCGUUUUCGGCCGCGUACUCUGUCGGCUCGACACUAUUUCGAAGCUUACACGGGCCGACAAGCAUUUCAACGACCUCACCAGAUCCUGCGUCCGUCGACACCGAUGAUACUGGAUCGGACGAAGGGGACGAUGCAUACACGCUAGAAGGCUCGAUGUUUCAAAACGAGUCAACGUGGUUCCAAGGUGGAGUGCAGUCACUGGAAGAUGCACUCGUGCAGGCCUCCAUUGCUGCGAUCCGCACACAGCUGGGGCAGUACAAAGACAGCCCUCGGUGGACUGAACCUCGCGACGUCGACCGUAUGGAGCACGAUGUGUCGCCAGAGCUCGGUGGCGCCUUGGAAUUGCUUCAAAAGCACUUGGUACGGAGUGCUCCUUCCUUCCCCUCCAUCCCCCUACCUUCGAUUGUGCCAAGGCUUUCACGCAUGCCACGUUGAACUCGGCGUCGUUCGACGAGUUUUGGAAAGCCGUGUUGAAAGAAGUGGACAGCCACGUGCUGUGCAUUGUACUGCGUCUUAAGUCGAUAACAAUGAAUGGACGAGUGCAGUUCCGGCACGACGUAAAUGCGGUCGCGCAGGUAUUGACGCCAUACACUGCUCGCCCCGACGCAUACGUCCGAAAACUGCGAGAAGCGUCGAUGGUGCUCAGCAUGCCUUCAACGAAAGCAGCCGUGUUGAUGGACGCGUUGGCCACGCAGCACGAAGAAGACAUGGCGACUGAACAACUCAAGACCAUGUUAGAGGCGAGCCAACUCUACGCUUUAACGCCCUCCAACGUCUCGAUCUUGCUCCGCAUCGCCUGCUGAUGAACGGCGCGCUUGUGAACGCCUGGACGUGCCUUGACUGCCUUAAUAGACACGAAGUCUGGUAUAGAUGAUGUUAGUCUUGAGUCGGUCGGGAGUUUGCUCGAAGGAUACGUUGCCUCCGCGAGGUACAUUAUGGCUGGUGGGACGGUUGAAGAUAUAGACGAGCCAGAGGCUUCGCUGGUUGCGGUGACCACAAGCCCUUGGGCGUCCAAGUUGUGCUUCGAUACUGAUGUGGUUGCCAAGUGGCCAACUGUAGCCGAUUCUCGCCGCAGCUCGUCGUUUGCCGACGCGAGAGCGGCAGCUUCUUGACGUACGACAGCUAUUUCGUCUUCAAGGAAUUUGUUACGAGCAGACGAUAUAUGUGUCGAUGCUUGAUCGUCACAAAAUGCUUCAAGUGCGUCGUUCUCGUGGGUCAUCAUGACCAGCACACGACGAACGGUCGCGUUGAGAUCGUCUUUCUCGCGCUUUUCGAUAGCCAAUUGAGUCUGCACACGCACGAGCUCGUUCUCGAGUUUCUCAAUGGUUCGAUCCAGCUGGGCGGUGCUCCUGGUGAUAGAUACCACCGAUCGGUUAUCAUCGACUUCGAGUCCGCAGAUACGCAUGAUGAACCGGAUGAUGUUAAGCACGAGUCCACCAAGGAUGGCGUCGACAGAGGAUACCCAUGGCUCAGCGAUUCGAGCAAUGCCAUGGAACAAGUGCGGGACUCCCACGCGGACUGCAACAGCUUCAGUAAUUCCGACAAGACUGGGAAAGAUGGGAAUUUUCAGCAUCUUGAAACGAGAGUAGAAUGAACAGACGCGGUGUUCAAGCCAUUCUACGAGGUCCCGAAGCAGCGUCACUUCCAUCUCUGUGAACGCACAACCAAAGGACCCAUCCACCACGGUGCAGUGGGAAGCUGUGCAGCCGGCGGCCAUCGUCGUAUAUUGAGCUCCUCGUCGUAACCCAACUGGAUGGGGUUAUCCGGAUGUUGACAUCAACAACUGACAAAGAGGCGACAAGGCAAAUUCUGCAGCGCGCGAGCCGUACAAUUUCAGCUGGGCACAUGGGGAAUCGCAGCCCACGCGAUCCUCUUGACGCAGUUGCUGCCUUCGCAUGGAACAACAAAGCAGAACUUGUCGCUCCCAUACCGGCAAUCAUCUGGUCCAGGUUCGCACCGC
Molecule: messenger RNA, 3760 nt
Organism: Aphanomyces invadans
Lineage: Eukaryota; Oomycota; Saprolegniomycetes; Saprolegniales; Verrucalvaceae
Exons: 15
Coding region: 40-2235 (731 amino acids)
Biological process (GO): retrograde vesicle-mediated transport, Golgi to endoplasmic reticulum; regulation of ER to Golgi vesicle-mediated transport; endoplasmic reticulum to Golgi vesicle-mediated transport
Cellular component (GO): Dsl1/NZR complex
Source: RefSeq, a predicted model, not a curated record